Messenger RNA from Lycium ferocissimum, 1207 nucleotides. RefSeq lists its product as uncharacterized. The record is from RefSeq and is a predicted model, not a curated record. The transcript has 10 exons. Bases 169 to 939 code for a protein of 256 amino acids. NCBI's taxonomy places the organism in Eukaryota, Viridiplantae, Streptophyta, Magnoliopsida, Solanales, Solanaceae.
AUUUAUUUCAAAGUUUGUGCUAUAAAUAGCCUCCUAACAUUGCACUCUUUCGUUGUCCACCGCGUUUAUUUCCCAUCCUCCUUUCUUAUUAUAGCGAAGAAAUAAAUAGAAAACUGCUCAAAGUAACUUCCACAUUCUCGUGUAGGGAGAUCUGAUCCUUAUAACAAAAUGGAGCACGAAGACAGCUACCAGCGAGUUUCAGAGCCAAAAUACGAGUGCCUUCUCUUUGAUGUUGAUGAUACACUUUAUCCACAGAGCUCUGGUAUUUCAGCACAAUGCACGAAGAAUAUCAUUGAUUAUAUGAUUGAAAAGCUUGGCAUAGACGAGACUAAAGUUCCGGAAAUGUGUAUAAGCUUAUAUAAGGAGUAUGGAACAACCAUGGCUGGUCUCAGGGCCAUUGGUUACGACUUUGAUUAUGAUGACUACCAUAGUUUUGUACAUGGGAGAUUACCUUAUGAACUUUUAAAGCAUGACUAUGUUUUGAGGAAUCUUUUGCAUAGCUUGCCUGUUCGAAAAGUUAUAUUUUCAAAUGCAAAUGAAGCCCAUGUGGCGAAAGUUCUUAGCAGGCUGGGAUUAGAGGACUGUUUUGAUGAUAUCAUAUGCUUUGAGACUUUGAAUCCUACUAACAGUAACAAUGCUGAAUCCCCUAGGAGUCUUAUUGUUUGCAAACCCUUCGAAGAAGCCUAUGAACAAGCCUUUAAGAUAGCCAAUAUUAACCCUCAAAAGACGCUUUUCUUUGAUGACUCUGUCCGUAACCUUCAGACUGCUAAGCUAAUGGGCCUUCAUACUGUUUGGGUGGGUGCCUCACAUAGAACACAAGGUAUAGAUAAUUCGCUAGAGAGUAUUCAUAACAUGAAGGAAGCAUUACCGGAGUUAUGGGAAGAUGUUAAACCAGACAUUCGCUACUCAGAAAAGACUGCAAUUGAAGUCAGAGUUUAGUUGUGUUAUCUCGCAAUAAAGACAACCAUAUAGUAGUAUUUAUUUAAAUUUUUAUUUUCUAGUUCCUUUUUUUUUUUCCGCCUGUAAACCUGAAUAAUAGUUGUUUCAUUGAUUUCACAGUCCCUAGCUGUAUUAUUAUUGCUUAGUGGACGUGAAAUCUCUCAUGUGACUAUAGUUGUAAAAACUUCUCCCUAGAAGCAACUUUUGGCAUGAAUAUUAAGUAUUUGGUUGUGAAAUGACUUUCAAUCCAACCAACUUUCAUCUUCAA